AUGAGGCGGAAUCGCUCCCCGACAUCACCAUCGCCCUACCGCGCCCUCGCCCACACUGGCGCGGGCGCGGGCGGGGUGCCAGAUUCCCUCUCACUCCUCAGGUCCUUCAACGUUGACACGAACCCUACGCGGCCCAUGCGGCCGUCUCCUCUCACCGCCUCCACUAUACGCGACAUGCCACUUGACCUGGUUGAUCGCAUCAGAUCCUUUCCCCUUUUCGUGUCUGCGCCAGAGGAGUUCUUGGCCGCCAUCGGAAACCAUUUGAGACCGCAAGUUCAUGCAGCACAAGACCAUAUCCUCACAGAGGGCGAUGAUGCCAGAGCAAUGUAUUGGCUGGUGCGCGGAGUUGUGGCUGUCACCUCUAGAGACGGCGAAGCCAUCUAUGCGGAACUCAAGCCCGGUGCCUUUUUCGGAGAGAUUGGUGUGUUGAUGGAUGUCCCGCGAACUGCGACCAUUGUUGCCAGAACGAAAUGCCUCCUUGUGGUCCUUAAGAAGGAAGACCUUCAGGCAGAGUUGCCAAAGUUCCCGGACAUGGAGAGGGCGAUUCGCCAUGAAGCUCAAGAGCGAUUAAACAUUCUCAAGAAGAAGCGCCAGGAAGGUGGGCAACUGAUCAAGCCGCCCUCGACACAGGCCAAUGGAGCAAGAGAACCGGCGCCAGGAGAGGUAUCUACAGGUGAGGUGGGUACCAUCAGAGAGGGAACAGUGGUCAACUCAAAGAAGCGGAAAUCGCCAAGUCCCGGGGCCAUCGAAGACCCUGCUGCGGGUAGUGCCCUCGGGAGUGGUUUCGUCAACGUGCGCCAAACGCUACGGGAGCUGCCAUUGUUCUCCACGUUACCUCCAGACAUCCUCCAUCAGCUCGGAUUGAGCGUCCAGCCAAAGACGUACCCUCCUUUCACCGACAUCAUCCAACAAGGAUCGGCAGGCAAUGAGAUAUUUUUCAUUGUUCGAGGUGAAGCAGAGGUUGUCCAUGAAGCACCAACACCAAAGGAGCCACCAAAGAAGAUGGCUCGCGCGACUUAUGUGCGUCCAAGAUUGAAAGCUGGUCAAUACUUUGGAGAAGUAGCCAGUCUUGGAUUGUCAGAAGGCCGGACGGCGACGGUGCGGGCGAUCACUACGGUCGAAUGUCUGAUGAUCCCAGGAGACGCGUUGGACACGCUGUGGAGUCGAUGCCCGCCCGAUAUCAGGUCACAGGUGGAGGAGACGGCACGCAAGAGGUAUAAAAAGUCGGACGAAGAUGUCGAAAUGUCAGAUGCGGAACCCAUGGAGCGGAGCAAGUCGGAUCCUCCGACACCAACCACACCGAAGGCUCUGCCGCAUGUCACGUUCACGACACCCUCGAAACCGGCUUCACCUGCCAAAGACGACAUGGAGACAAUGGAGCCCAAGGACCCGGAUCCUUUCUUGAGCGUAGACAUGGAGAAUAUGCGAAAUAGGCGACGCAACUCCCUGGCACCGCCCACCCCUCAAUCUGACAAUUCCUCGCCGAUAGUGACGAACGGCUUCCGCCUUCACCACAUCGAAUCGACGCCCCUUCGCUUCUCGUUUCCGCCACAGUCGCCACCCGAGUCGGACGUACCUUUCAAGCGAGCCCGGACGCUGCCACGUCGUCCACAUCCAGCACAGACCCCAGCCCUUCCCGACGAUUUGCUCGUGGCGGUGUUUCGGUACCUGAAUAUUGCAGAGCUUAUGCGCGCACGAAUCAUUUCUUCACACUGGCGCAGGCUUCUAACAACAGACCCCAAGGUUUGUCUGGAUCUAGACUUAUCCGAGCAUAAUAGGAGAGUUACAGAUCAGGCCAUCAAAAUGGUUAUUGGUCCCUUCGUCGGCACCCGCCCGGAAACAAUCGACAUUAGCAACUGCUUCCACAUUACCGACGAUGGUUUCCGCUGUCUUUGGGAGAGCUGUGGCCGCAAUGUCAAGCGAUGGCGCAUGCGGUCUGUUUGGGACGUCUCUGCAAAUCAGAUACUGGACAUGGCAGAGAACGCAAAGGGCCUGGAGGAGAUUGACUGGAGCAACUGUCGCAAGGUUGGCGACAACCUGCUAGCACGUGUCGUAGGAUGGGUAGUCCCUGAGCCGCCACCACCACAGCCGCCUAGCAAGCAGGUGGUGAUAUCCAGCUCAUCCGCCAAGUCCAAGCCUCAAAAAGCCGCAACACAACAGACCCAGCAGAGAGCCGCCAACAUCCCCAAGCCGGGAACCAUAAUUGGGUGUCCUGCCCUCAAGCACCUCAACCUGUCGUACUGCAAGCACAUCACUGACAGGUCUAUGGCACACCUCGCCGGACAUGCCUCCAAUCGGCUGCAGUCGUUGUCCCUCACGCGGUGUACAUCAAUCACGGACGCCGGCUUCCAGUCAUGGGCUCCCUACCGGUUCUUGAACCUGUCUCAUCUGUGUCUGGCUGACUGCACUUACCUUUCUGAUAACGCCGUUGUCGCCCUCGUCGGUGCGGCCAAGAAUCUGACGCACCUGGAUUUGUCCUUUUGCUGCGCUCUGUCCGACACCGCAACAGAGGUCGUCGCACUGGGUUUACCUCAGCUCCGCGAACUCCGCCUCUCGUUUUGCGGCAGUGCCGUCUCAGAUGCUAGCUUGCAAUCGGUUGCUUUGCACUUGAACGAAUUGGAGGGAAUCUCGGUCCGCGGCUGCGUUAGAGUCACUGGCGGCGGUGUCGAGAACCUUCUCGAAGGAUGCAGUCGACUUCAAUGGGUGGACGUCAGUCAAUGUAGGAAUUUGGAGAACUGGAUCCGAAGCGGAGGGGUCAUGCGGUGGGGUUUCGACGAGCGUGGCGGGAACGGCUUAUCACCUGGACACGUGCCGUUGCCGUUGCCCAGCCCGUCGCCGACUACUACGAACCAUGGCGGGCGGGGUGCAAGGCCCUUGAGCUUCCGGAGGAGGGCGAGGCAGCCUGUCCGAUUCAUUGUUGAAAAGGGCGCGUUUGGACUCAGAUGA
This is a messenger RNA of Colletotrichum orchidophilum, 2946 nucleotides long. Its product is annotated as cyclic nucleotide-binding domain-containing protein. The record is from RefSeq and is a predicted model, not a curated record. Gene Ontology annotation, molecular function: protein-containing complex binding; protein binding. The transcript has a single exon. The coding region runs from base 1 to 2946 and encodes 981 amino acids. NCBI's taxonomy places the organism in Eukaryota, Fungi, Ascomycota, Sordariomycetes, Glomerellales, Glomerellaceae.